AUGGCGCGGCUGUCACAUCAGCAACGCUGCCCUGCUGUGCAGAGGAAAGGUCUGGGCACUGCCGUGUGCCAGCCUGGAGACAGCUAUGAGAAACAGGUGCGGCUGCAUCCUGGGAGCCCCCAGCCAGGGGCGGGAGGACGGCGGCCCCCUCCCCAGGAGAGCCUGCGGGCCUAUGCUGCCAACGUCUAUACCACGGUGGUGGAGCAGCUGAUGCUCCAGAAGCAGCGCAGGUUCAUCGCGGUGGAGCAGGAGUACUUCCGGCUGUGGUGGGAUGGCAUCGCCUCCUACAGGCAGAAACGCCAGGUCCGCCAUCUCCUGGCCACGAGACGCCUGGAGUUUGUCAUCGGGGGCCAGGUCAUGCAUGAUGAGACCGUGGCCCACUUUGAUGACCAGAUCCUACAGCUCACAGAAGGACACGGCUUCCUGUACGAAACCUUUGGGAUCCGGCCAAGGGAAGGCUUUAACUGGGACGGCACUGCUGUCUUCCCAGAGCCACCCCCAAAUAGGAUAUACCCAAACAUGAUGGAGCCUGUCACUCAGAACGUCAGAGACUAUAUCGUGGCCCUAGUGAAAAAUGUGAAGGAGCGAGCCACCUGGUUCCGGACACUGCACCUCCUCUGGCCCUGGGUAAGCCCCGCAAUCACGGGGGUCACGCUGUGGCCCAGCCUGCAGGGCUGUGACAAGCAGUUCUUCAACGCGUCGCUGCAGUUCUCCAACACGGACCCGCUGCUGGACUUCAUCAACAGUAACUCGUCCAAGCUCGGCAUCUCCGUGGAGUACGCCACGCUGGCCGACUACUUCGAGGCGGUGCAGGCUCACAACGUCACAUGGUGUGUCCACACCCACGGGGACUUCCUGCCCUAUUCCUGAGAUCCAUUUCAGGCCUGGACGGGCUUCUACGCCUCCCGCAGUGGGCUCAAGGCGCUGGCGAGGCGAGCCAGUGCUCUGUUGUAUGCCGGGGAGUCCAUGUUCACACGCUACAUGUGGCCUGCCCCCCACCAGCACCUGGACCUGGCCUGGGCCCUGAAGCAGCUCCAGAGGCUCCGCUGGGCAGUCUCCGAGAAUACUCUAUCCAGCAAGGCUCUCAUUCAGAAUAGGAGAGAUAAAGAGCUUCCAAGAGGGAGUAACUGCACAGUGCGGGUGACCCAGGAGUUCAUGGAAUACCAUGUCAACAAUCAUAGUUUGAAGGACAGCAUUUCUAAUAACUACAUAUUUACACCCACCCAGUCAGCACAGCGCCCAUGGAACAGUGUGGGAAGGCAGAUUGUGGCGGGAAAGCUCAUGACUGAGAUCCGGCAAUAUUUCUACAGCAAGGUGGGGGACAGGAAUCACACAUAUGCCAUCUACUCCCGGCUCGCCCACGUGCCCCUGGCCCAGGGAGCGGAGCUGCUGUGCCGGCGCAUCGAGCAGGAGUACCGGGUGGGCCCCUUGGAGCUGAACCGUGAGGCCAUCCUGAGGACCAGCACCAGUCUCCACAACCAGCAGGUCCUCCACUCAGACAACAACGGCUACCAGAUGCAGCGGAGAGUCUUCCAGAAAUACUCGAGCAAUGGCAUCGCCCUGAAUUACUACCCCAUGGCUCAGUCCGCCUUCAUUGAGGACGGCAGAAGCAGGCUGGUGCUGCUGUCCAAGCAGGCACACGGCGUGUCCAGCCAAGAGAACGGGCAGGUGGAGGUCAUGCUCCAUCGCCGGCUUUGGAACAAUUUUGAUUGGGCUCUGGAUUAUGAUCUCACCCUGAAUGACACCUCCACUGUCUACCCUGUGCUCUGGCUCCUGCUGGGACCCCAGUCUCUCACCACCCGCCUGCGUCAGAGGUGUGGGCUAGCGCUGCAGCGUGCACCCGUAGUGCUAUUAAGAGAGCUGAAUGAGUCUGCCCAGAUUUUUCCAGGCCCCCAGCAGCAGCAAGAAGCCGUGACCCUGCCCCCAAGUCUUCACCUGCAGAUCCUGAGCAUCCCGGGCUGGAACUACAGCUCCAACCACACGGAGCACCUGCAGGAUCUCCAGAAACGCCAUCGAGGGAAGGCCAAGGCUGACCUUCGCCGUGUCCUGCUGCGGCUCCACCACCUGUAUGAGGAAGGCAAGGACCCAGUCCUGUCUCAGCCAGUGAGGGUCAAUCUGCAGAUAAGUGCCCUCAGAUCCCUGGGACAGGCCUCCUGGCUGUGGCCUGAAGGCCCAGCAGGGAGACAAGCCCAAGGUGAAAAUCCCCUCUGGCAAAGAUGUGGGCAAAGAGAUGGCUGUGGGAGCUCUGGCUCAACCUGGAGUGGGUGCUGUUGGGGGCGCAGGGGCACCUCACCCCCUCUUCCUUCAUUCUUGUUGUUUCUCCUUCCUCUGCUCCCUUGCUGAGUCACAUUGUCCUGCUGCCGGCCUUCGUCAGCGUGCUGACUCUUUGCUUCUGCUUGUCCCUGUGGUCACCCACCUCAUGGACCUCCCAAGCAGAUAUAUUGGCAGAAGCUGGAAAGGGGCUGGGGUCCGUGGGGCAGUGGAGGAGCGUUCACUGACAGGACCUGGGAUGUGAACACACUCCACUGCUGGAGCUGGAAGAGACAAGAGCCUCCCCACCACAGAGGCAGCCCCAGCUCUCACUCAACACCCCUGCAAGGCACCAAGGUCACCAUCUACCCGAAGGAAAUCCGGACAUUCUUCGUUCACUUUCAUAGCAGUAAGCCCAGGGCAGGCUCUGAGGCCCCAGGGACCCCAAGAAAAGGAAGAUGACCUAAGACAUAGAAAAGCAGCAUGGAGGGAUGGGGGAUGAACAGCUGCCCACCUGAUAGGCUAAUAUAGAAAAUGGUCAGGUUGGGAGGUUUGUUGUGCUUUAAAUAAAAAUUGCAUUAUACAAACCCACACUGUCUCCUCAGGCGCUAGAGCUGGCCUCACCCAACCUGGGUGAUAUCUGUGCAUACAUCCACACUCCCCAUGCAUGUGCAGGAGUCUUCAGAAAGCUCCCAUAAGGCAGUGAAAUACCCAGCAAGAAAGCAAAGGCACCUGCCACACAGGCCCCAUCCCCUCUCACCCAGGCCACCAGUGUUACUUGUGGGCCUAAUUUGUGCCUCCUGAUGGGGUGUAGGGAAGGGUACUUCAAGGUCAGGGGGCCUUCAGAGCCCCUGGGUGUUAUGGGAGCCUGGUGUACAUUCAGAAUGGCUAUGGAAAGGUUACCCCCAGGCCAGGGCAGGAGUCAUAGAAAGAGCAGGCUGACCUGAGUCCUGAGCCCCAACAGGCUGGAUGCUGAGAGCAGGUGGCAGGAUCUGCUGAAUAUUUCUUUCUUUUCUCACUUCAUGGCUGCUGGGCGGCCCUCCAUGGACUGUGUCAGAAAUGAUGCAGGUGGCUGCACUGAUAUAUCAGGCUGGAGGGACCUAAGAUGGGACCCAGUGGAGGCCAUAGCCACACACAGGAUGGUGUAUCCACUAUAGCCUUCUAAGGAGCUGCAGAUCUUGAAGAACCUGAAGGAAAGCUGAAAAGAG
Canis lupus familiaris (dog) is the source of this 3458-nucleotide messenger RNA. RefSeq names its product epididymis-specific alpha-mannosidase-like. The transcript has 19 exons. Gene Ontology annotation, biological process: mannose metabolic process. Gene Ontology annotation, cellular component: lysosome. Gene Ontology annotation, molecular function: carbohydrate binding; alpha-mannosidase activity. Lineage: Eukaryota; Metazoa; Chordata; Mammalia; Carnivora; Canidae. The record is from RefSeq and is a predicted model, not a curated record.